This is a messenger RNA of Puntigrus tetrazona (Sumatra barb), 2780 nucleotides long. Its product is annotated as protocadherin-like wing polarity protein stan. The record is from RefSeq and is a predicted model, not a curated record. Gene Ontology annotation, biological process: homophilic cell-cell adhesion. The coding region runs from base 88 to 2496 and encodes 802 amino acids. NCBI's taxonomy places the organism in Eukaryota, Metazoa, Chordata, Actinopteri, Cypriniformes, Cyprinidae. The transcript is spliced from 20 exons. Gene Ontology annotation, molecular function: calcium ion binding. Gene Ontology annotation, cellular component: plasma membrane.
UAUCAGAGAACAAUAUUACACAACAGUCAUUCUCUUCACUGCCAGGCUUCGUUUAACAAGCUGCACUGAACGUGAAUCGCAGAAAAUAUGGCCUUUCUUUCUAUUUUAAUUGUUUUAGCCUUUCUGCAUGUCCACGGGGUAAGGAGUGCUAUCGGCUCCUCACAGAUAAACUGUGCAGCUGGAACUAAUGUCAAUGUAGGGAAAUUCCUGGAGGGAUAUAAAGGUGAUGUAGAGAUUCUCACUAAUAUCGGUCCUAAUGAUCGUCUGGUUCUGGAGGCGUAUCGCUUUCCUAUCGGCUUGGAGUAUGUGGAGCUGAUUCACUCUGAUGGAGAUCCAACUGCUACUGUACGGACCAAGAAACCCCUGGACGCUGAUGAACUGAAGGAGUACGCAGAGAAAUUAUAUUAUUCAGUCUCCUGCUCCAACACCGGGCUGAAAAACACCCGGACGAUAGAUGUUCUGGACAUCAAUGACAACCCUCCGAUCUUCCAGAGCCAGGCGUACAGCACCACAGUGUCAGAGACGACAGCUGUGGGUACAGAUGUGCUCAGGGUGAGGGCUGACGAUGCAGAUGUGUCUCCAGAAAACAACAAAAUUGCAUACUCUAUACUGUCUCCAGUACCAGACGACUUUGAAGUGAGACCGGACGGUAACAUCAGGUUGAAACAGCGCCUGAACUACAACAACGAUCAACAGUACAUCUUCACCGUGGAAGCCAGAGACAUAGGAGGACUCACUGACACAACGACAGUUACAAUAACAGUAGAAGAUUUUGACAACCUAAACCCUUAUUUUGAUCACAUUCUCUAUGAAGCAUCCAUUGAAGAAAAUCAGGCAGGACAAUUAUCAGACUUCACUCCUGAAGCCAUUAAAGCUCAAGAUGGAGACACGGGCAUCAACGAGCCUGUCGUUUACAGCAUAACAACAGUUCUUCCAAGUGAAUAUCAGAGCAUCUUUAAUAUUGACCCAAACAGUGGGGUCAUCUCUGUGACAACAGCACUUGACAGAGAGGAAAUUGACCGGAUAACCGUUUACAUACAGGCAGCUCAGCAGGAUGAUGCCAGCAAAACGGCAAACGCUGUGUUGUCUGUCCUCAUUAAAGACGUGAAUGACAACCUACCAGAGUUUGACCAGGAUGAGUAUACAGUGUCUAUUCUGGAAAAUUCACCACCGGACCAGUUUGUGCUUCAGACUAGAGUCACCGAUCAAGACCUGGGUGGGUUCUCUAAAGGGCACUUCAUCAUGGACAGUGACACAUUCGUUAUCAACAGUCAAGGAGUAAUAUCACUCAGGAGCGAUGCCACCUUGGAUAGAGAAACUACAGACAACUACAUAAUAGAGGUAAUAGCUGUAGACCAGCCUGACGAUGGUUUAAGCUCCACAACUCAGGUCAUCAUCACUGUUCUGGACAUCAACGACAACAACCCACAAUUCCUUCCUCUCCCAGACUCCAUUGAGAUUCAGGAAGGUGUUUACACGCCCUCAUCACCCGGAGAGGUGUGCGUGAUCUCAGCCACAGACUCUGACAUUGGAGAAAACGGACGUGUUUCCAUCAUUACUUACUCACACAGUGAACUCUUUAGCUUCAGAGAGGAUGGGACUCUACUAGCUAUCGACAAGCUGGAUAAAGAAAAGCAGGACGUGUACGAUGUGGUCAUCAUUGCAAUGGAUCAUGCAAUCCCACCAAGAAAUGACAUCACCACAGUGAGGGUCAGAGUCAAAGGUGUCAAUAACCACGCUCCAGUCUUCAGCUCUGAGUCCUACAGCAGAAGCAUUCUGGUUAAAGACGCCAAGGUUGGAGAGGUGCUGCUGAGAGUCUCUGCCACAGACAAAGAUGAUGGACCCAACGCAGUCAUUAGCUACAGUUUCUCUGAAGAAUCUUCUAUGGUCGCACUGGAUGCUAAUACAGGGGACAUCACUUUGACCUCUGACCUUAGUGGGGUCACAGAAGACACACUCCUCACCCUGACCGCUAUAGCAACAGAUAAAGGAACACCAGCACGGUCUGAUGAAGCCAAAGUCUUGAUCCAUUUCAAAACUGAAGGUGUGGCUUUUGAGAGCUCCUCCUACAUUUUUGCGAUCAAGGAGAACGAACCUGAGGCAACAAUAUUAGGCAAGGUCAAGGCAUUAACAGGGAGUCCACUGGCUACGGUCAGCUAUAACAUGAAGUCACAUGAGGAUCUCUUCUCUGUGGAUGAGGAAGGAACCAUAAAAGCUCUCAAGUCACUGGACAAGGAAGAAGAGGAGUGGUACUUUCUCACAGUAGAGGCCAUAGACUCUAGAUCUCCUCCAAACACUGCAGAAACAACGGUCAGCGUUCAGGUUGAGAAUGUGAACGAGGCUCCUGUGUUUGAUGCUGAAAUAUAUGAAGCCCAAAUCCCCAGUAACUCUCCAUACAAAUUCCCUUUAGUGAAGGUUCAGGCUUCAGAUCCUGAUGUGGGCGAGAGCUCCAGAUUGCAGUAUUCCUGCUGGAGCACUGUCCACUGCUGGAUGUAGAGGCACACAGCGGUCAGCUCUACAUACUAGAUGUAUCCGGUUUUGGAGACAGUCGGUUCACCUUACUGGUUAAAGCCACUGACGAACACGGACUGUUCGCAACUACAACCGUGAUGAUUGGAGUGAGUGAAGAAAAGCCUACGUUCAAACUGAAGAGGAUGAUACCAAAGAAAUGAUACUCUCGGGUUCCUCUGAUUGGAGGAGUGCUCGACAAAACAGCUCUUUCUGCUUGACAUAUUAAUUUAAAGCAUUCUUUCACAAUAAACUGUUCAUUGUGUGGUCAA